This is a messenger RNA of Rhincodon typus (whale shark), 1343 nucleotides long. RefSeq names its product ATP-binding cassette sub-family C member 10-like. NCBI's taxonomy places the organism in Eukaryota, Metazoa, Chordata, Chondrichthyes, Orectolobiformes, Rhincodontidae. The transcript has 6 exons. The record is from RefSeq and is a predicted model, not a curated record. Gene Ontology annotation, cellular component: membrane. Bases 117 to 833 code for a protein of 238 amino acids. Gene Ontology annotation, biological process: transmembrane transport. Gene Ontology annotation, molecular function: ATP binding; ATP hydrolysis activity; ATPase-coupled transmembrane transporter activity.
CAUCAGACUGCAGAUGAUUGGUGUUGCCGUGGUGACUUCCAUUGCUAUUAUUGCUGUCAUCGAGCAUGGACUGAAAAGGGGGAAUCCUGGUUCCUUCCUCUUGGCCACAGCAUGGUAUGAUAGUGUUUAAGAAUGUGGUCCUUAUAUAUCGGGAGGGGCUUCCUAAUGCACUCGAUGGAAUUAGUCUGAAGAUUAAUGCGGGUGAGAAAGUGGGAAUUGUUGGACGGACAGGCUCAGGAAAAUCGACUUUGUUUCUCGCGCUCUUCCGGAUGGUGGAGUUGAAUGAGGGUCAGAUUCUCAUUGACAACAUUGAUAUAAAAACGGCCAGCUUGCUGGACAUUCGAUCGAAACUGGCUGUCAUUCCUCAGGAUCCGUUCCUGUUCAGCGGAACAGUGCGGGAGAAUCUGGAUCCUCUGAGCCACCACCCGGACAGGGAGCUGCAGUCUGUUUUAAAGGAGUGUCACCUCCUGGAUGUCAUUCAGAGAAUGGGUGGAUUGGAUGCUGAACUCGGGGACAGGGGUAAGAAUUUAUCCAUUGGACAGAGACAACUGAUCUGCCUUGCGAGAGCACUUCUCACUAAGGCCAAGAUUCUGUGUAUUGAUGAAGCGACAGCCAGUGUGGACCAGAAAACAGAUCGACUGUUGCAGAAGACUAUACGAGAACAAUUUGCAGACAAAACUGUUUUGACAAUUGCCCAUAGGUUGAACACAAUAAUGGAUUCAAACCGUGUACUGGUGUUGGAUGCUGGCAAGGUGAAGGAGUUUGACUCCCCAGCCGUUCUAUCUCAGAACCACGAUUCCUUCUUCUACAAUAUCUUACAUGCUCCAAGAUAGUCGAGGGAAGAUGGCAGACCCAAGCAGAUAUCUUGCCAGUGAACUGAAGCUCUGGGCAGUUUGCGUAUGCUGAACACUUAACUGUACAGAACAGAGAGUUUGGGAUCCAGAAAGCUCUCGGUACCUUACAUAUUUGGAACGGAACAAGGAAAUUGAAAUGUCACAAUUUCAGGAUAGUUAAUGUUAAGAACCGUGGGAUUCUCGGUUAGUUGGCUUGGUUAGGGUAGAUCUGUGUUUCUUACCUCAUGUCUAUAAUUCUGCAUCCUGUACUAAGUGUAAUGAGCGCAAUUCUAGCCUCUUCAACACCAAUCGUCCUGCUUCAUUCACUCAACCACUGUCUCACACUCUGAUACCUACAGUUUAAUAUUCGCCCUCAGUCCCUGUCCUAUUCCCCAAUGUUCUGUACAGUUUAAUAUUUCCUCUUGGCCCCUGCCCCAUUCCCCACUGUUCUGUACGGUUUAAUAUUCCUUCUCAGUCCCUGUCCCAUUCCCAUUCCCCACUGUUCUGUAC